UGAGGCGCUUCCCGGAGCCCGGAUCAUGGCCGGCAGCCCUCUGCCGGGCCCUCCCGACCUCCUCCUGACCGCCCCGUCCAGCGCCUUCGCGGCGGAAGCCUUGAACCCAGCGCCUCCUCAGCCUCCUCCUCCUCCGCCGCCGCCGCCCCCCAACCAGGUGGGCCAGGUCAUCCUCUACGGGAUCCCCAUCGUCUCGCUGGUGAUCGACGGGCAGGAGCGCCUGUGCCUGGCGCAGAUCUCCAACACGCUGCUCAAGAACUUCAGCUACAACGAGAUCCACAACCGUCGGGUGGCGCUGGGCAUCACCUGCGUGCAGUGCACGCCGGUGCAGCUGGAGAUCCUGCGGCGGGCCGGGGCCAUGCCCAUCUCGUCGCGCCGCUGCGGGAUGAUCACCAAGCGCGAAGCCGAGCGCCUCUGCAAGUCCUUCCUGGGCGAGAACCGGCCGCCCAAGCUGCCGGACAACUUCGCCUUCGACGUGUCGCACGAGUGCGCCUGGGGCUGCCGGGGCAGCUUCAUCCCGGCCCGCUACAACAGCUCGCGGGCCAAGUGCAUCAAGUGCAGCUACUGCAGCAUGUACUUCUCGCCCAACAAGUUCAUCUUCCACUCGCACCGCACCCCCGACGCCAAGUACACCCAGCCCGACGCCGCCAACUUCAACUCGUGGCGCCGCCACCUCAAGCUGACCGACAAGCCUCCGGAGGAGGAGGAGGAAGAGGAGGAGGAGGAGGAAGGAGAAGACCAGGAGCGGGAGGGAGGCGAGAGGGAUCCGGUGGAUCCAGUCGGGGGCACCGGCCGCUACCCCUCCAGCCGAGGGUUAACGGACAAGGGCCUCGCCCGGGACGGGCCCGAGGAGGAGAAAUCCGGGCCCCCCAAUUCGGACCAGCCUCCUCCUCCUCCUCCUCUGCCCCCUUGCCCCCCAAAAGGGGGCAGCAGCAGCAGCAGCAGCAGCAGCGGAGGGAGCAGCCCGGCGCACCAUCCAUCAGCCGAGGAGCACCAGCCCCCGCCGCCGCCGCCGCCCCCCUACAAAGAUAUGCAGAAAAUCAAGGAAAACAACCACGUUGUCAUCUCCCCGAAAGAAAAUAAUUUCUCAGAUAAGAACAAGGAACUCAAUUUUUUCAUUGCGGAAUCUGAACACUCAGGAGGAGAAUUCUGGAGGAAUAUCGCUGGUGAACCCAUACAAGGAACCAACCCACCUCAUUCUCUGAAAAAGGAUGUCGAAAACAUGGGGAAAGAAGAACUCCAGAAAGUUUUGUUCGAACAAAUCGAUCUGCGAAGGAGGUUAGAGCAGGAAUUCCAAGUUCUAAAAGGGACGGCUUCUUUCCCAGUAUUCAAUAAUUUUCAAGAUCAGAUGAAGCGGGAACUGGCCUACAGAGAAGAAAUGGUUCAACAAUUACAAAUU
Molecule: messenger RNA, 1399 nt
Organism: Pogona vitticeps (central bearded dragon)
Lineage: Eukaryota; Metazoa; Chordata; Lepidosauria; Squamata; Agamidae
Source: RefSeq, a predicted model, not a curated record